This is a messenger RNA of Cuscuta campestris, 1264 nucleotides long. Lineage: Eukaryota; Viridiplantae; Streptophyta; Magnoliopsida; Solanales; Convolvulaceae. The record is from the annotation of a GenBank genome assembly.
GCCUGAAAAUAUGAAAUCUCCCGGAGACUUUCCCCACAUGGCCGACCAAAAUCAUUAAAAGAGAUUGCAGGGAAGAACAUCAUCUGAGACUCAAAUCUGGACAUCGGAAUAAAAAGAGAGAGAUUGCCAAAUUCGAUCGAGAAUCGGAGACGGCGGUUUCUUCUUAUAUAUGGCACAACCCUGCAGAUGUGAUGGUGAUGAUGAGCCUGGGUGGAUCAAAAAGGUGAAAUCAGAAGGCGCUGUUCCGUUUCUUGAUCCUGAAAACUGUUCCAAUGGUUGGGCAUCUCCAGCUGGCGAUGUUUUCAUGGUAAGAGGCCCGGACUACUUCUCAAACAGAGUCAAAAUUCCAGGCGGUGAAUAUCUUCUGAAGCCUCUUGGUUUUGAUUGGAUCAAAGGCCCUUCAAAGCUCUCCAAUCUCUUGUGCAAUCCCAAACACCGCAUCAGGAUGGCUCUUUUGGACGAGUUCCCGGCGCCAGGUUGCGAGAAGCCCUUCGUUUGGGCUUUCAACUUGCAAGUCCCCAGCAAGGAAAACUACAGCGCGGUCGCGUAUUUCAUGCACGCGGGACCCACAACCGAGGGGUCCUUGAUGGACCAGUUCCUGAGAGGAGACACCGCUUUCAAAAACUCAAGGCUAAAAUUGGUAGCGAAUAUUUCCAAAGGACCUUGGAUUGUGAAGAAGGCAGUUGGGGAGCAGGCCAUAUGCGUCAUCGGACGGGUACUCACUUGCAAUUACUGCGCCGGAGACAAUUUCAUCGAAGUCGACAUAGACAUUGGGUCCUCAGUGGUUGCGAAUGCCAUUGUUCACCUUGCAUUCAACUACUUGACCAAGCUGACCGUCGACAUAGCCUUUCUUAUUGAGAGCCAAACUCAACAAGAACUUCCAGAACGAAUCUUGGGAGCUGUGAGGUUCUCUGAGCUGGACCCCGCUUCAGCGAGGACAGCUGAAGUUCUAUCACCUGAGCAGCAGAGCUUGGAAAGGUCGCAAUCCUCGCUGUCUCGGCUAUGGAAGUCGCUUGGGAACAGCUUUUCCUCCAUUCACAAGGGUGCUCAAGAAAGCUUUGAUAUCUCUGGAGGAGGAGGGGAGAAUGUAGACUAGUGGUAAGUGUCUUAUGGGCAUAUGAUCACCACAUUUUCUUUCUUUUUUCUAACAUAAAUGUUCUCAAGUAGCAUCAAAUUUCUUUUUAGAACAGAUAUUUGAUGUUUGGGUUGAUUGUUUGCUACUGAUAGUAUUUGGAUAGUUGUUUAAGAAAAAAAAGGGUUUGGG